This is a messenger RNA of Caenorhabditis angaria, 1612 nucleotides long. NCBI's taxonomy places the organism in Eukaryota, Metazoa, Nematoda, Chromadorea, Rhabditida, Rhabditidae. The record is from the annotation of a GenBank genome assembly.
AUGUCUGCCCCACUUCGUGUUUUGGUCACCGGAGCCGCCGGUCAAAUCGGUUAUUCAAUUGUUAUCCGAAUUGCUGAUGGAACAGUCUUCGGAAAAGAUCAAGCUGUUCAAUUGGUUUUGUUGGAUGUUCCACAAUGUGCUACAGUUUUGGAAGGAGUCGUUUUCGAACUUCAAGAUUGCGCUUUGCCAACACUUCAUAGCGUUGAAGCUGUCACUGAUGUUCAACAAGCUUUCACUGGUGUCGAUUAUGCUUUCUUAGUUGGAGCUAUGCCAAGAAGAGAAGGAAUGGAACGCAAAGAUCUUUUGGCUGCCAAUGUUCGUAUUUUCAAGGCUCAAGGAAAAGCUUUGGCCGAUUUCGCCAAGCCAACCACCAAGGUAAGAUAAUUUUUGGGGUCAAUUUCGAGAAAUUCAAAAUUUCAAAAACACGUGACAAUGUUUUUUCAUCUCAAUUGAUAAAAUCAGAACUUUGUAGUCUUUCUAUCUCUCACUACUUUAAAAAAAAAAAAAAAAAAGUUUGCUGUGUGAAAACUGAUGUCAGAUAUUUGAACUGGAAUUUUUCUCUCUUUGAAACCAAUAAAAAUUGAAAGAAAAAUCAAGGUUGUUCGAUUUUUCUCGAAAAAAACUGUUAUUUUGAUUUCACCUUGUCCAUCAAAAAUUUCUAGGUCAUCGUUGUCGGAAACCCAGCCAACACCAAUGCUUUCAUUGCCGCCAAAUAUGCUGCUGGAAAAGUUCCAGCCAGAAACUUCUCAGCCAUGACUCGCCUCGAUCACAAUCGCGCUCUCGGACAAUUGGCUCUUAAAACCGGAACAACCAUCGGAGAUGUUAAGAAUGUUAUCAUUUGGGGAAAUCAUUCAAGCACCCAAUUCCCAGAUGUUACUCACGCAACAAUCAAAAAUCAACCAGCUGCAACUGUUGUAAAUGACAAUGCUUUCCUUCAAGGAGCAUUCAUUUCAACUGUUCAAAAGAGAGGAGCUGUUAUUAUUGAGAAGAGAAAGUUGUCAUCGGCAAUGUCGGCUGCUAAAGCUGCUUGUGAUCAUAUUCAUGAUUGGCAUUUUGGAACCAAGGCUGUAAGUUGAUUUAGGUUUGAAUUAACACGCGGAAAUCUAGUAUGGCUCUAGAACAGUGUAAGGGUAACUCUAGGGUAUUUUUAGCAGUCACCCUGAGAUCUUUAACCUCAGAAACCCUGGGAAACUCACGAACUUCACUUUGAGGCGAAAUAUAGUAAUUUUUGGAAUACGUUUAUUUUUUUUCAGAAUCGGAAAAGUCUACAUGAUCUUUUUUCGAAAUAAAUAAAUACAUUUCCAAAAAUUUUUUCUAAACAUCCACGUUUUAGUUCACGUUCAAAAAAUCCUCUCAAAAAAAAAAUUACAUUUUCAAAAUUUUGCAGGGAGAAUUUGUUUCAAUGGCUGUUCCAUCUGAUGGUUCUUACGGAAUCCCACAAGGACUCGUUUUCUCAUUCCCAGUCACAAUCGAUGCCGCCACAAAAGAAUGGAAAAUUGUCCAAGGAUUGACUUUUGAUGAUUUCGCCAAGGGAAAAAUUGCCGCCACAACCAAAGAAUUGGAAGAAGAACGCGAUGAUGCUCUCAAGGCUUGCGAUGAUGCUAGCAUCUAA